Chlamydomonas reinhardtii is the source of this 1823-nucleotide messenger RNA. RefSeq lists its product as uncharacterized. The transcript has 9 exons. Bases 290 to 1654 code for a protein of 454 amino acids. The record is from RefSeq and is a predicted model, not a curated record. NCBI's taxonomy places the organism in Eukaryota, Viridiplantae, Chlorophyta, Chlorophyceae, Chlamydomonadales, Chlamydomonadaceae.
UUAAACCUAGGCAAAUCAACGAGCUGAGCCCCUUUUGACAAGCCCUUCGAGCGUCACCUUGACAAGGCAAACAAGACAUACAUAUCUCAAACCCGCAAAUACUGCUACAUUUUGCUGGAAACAAUCCUUAAUUGGACAGAAACACACGUUCUUGCCCUUGGCACCCGUUGUUGGGACCCCGUCGCAUUAUGGCGUCCUUCUGUGUUGCGUAUAAACUUCGGUAGCUUGGUCGAGCUGGUGCAUAGUUAUCGGCUUGCCGCUUGUUUGGCCGGCCCGGCGGGCAUCAGAAAUGUCGGGAGGCCUCGUGGCGACCACCGUAUACGCGGACGCCGAGCCUCCGCUCGACGAGGCGUCGCUACCGGCUCUGCACCAGGAGCUCCAAUGGCAGCGAAACGAUGUGCGCAUCUUCGCACAUGCGGCGGCAGAAACGCAGGUCGCCAUCAAAGACGCCCUCGCUCAUAAGUUCAACACCGCACGCUCCGGCGCCGCGGACUCCAUAGCAGCUGGAGUCAACGACCCUGGUUUCCUAGAAGUCUUCCCGCGAGUGGCCAGUCGGCCACCCAAGCUGCUACAAGAGCUGGAAGCCAUCCUGGUGGACCGGCUACGCGCGAAUGACAAGGCUGCUAGCAUGACGGUGCUGGGCAGCGCGAGGGAGCGCGACCCGAAGCUGUCAGCUAACCUGUCGCUGGACGGGCACAGGCAGGUGAUGUCGGCCUUCAUCGCGGGCUUCUCCACCUACGCGCCGCUGCUCAGCCGCAUCCAGGCCGAGUUCGACCGAGCGCUGAACGAGGGCGUGCGCAGCGCACAGGAGAACGUGGAGAUGCGGUACCAGAUGGCCUCCAAUGAGUUGGCGCGGGAGCGAGCAACAGCCGAGGUCCGCGGGCAGGUGCUGGCAGAGGACCUGUCCUUCCGCGCGGCGGCGCUGUCCAAACUGCAGGAGCUGCGCGAGCGGGCGGUGCGCGCGGAGAAGAAGAAGCUGCUGGCAGAGAAGGACCUGCGGGACGCGCAGGCUGAGGAGGCGCGCAUGCGGGCGCUAGUGGAGUCCCUGCGCGGCACCAACAACAAGCUGCAGGAGCUGUUGAUAGAGGAGGACAGGUGGGCGGCCAAGCCGCUGAGCGGACACCUGGUGGGCAUGCCCAUCGGGCCGCUCACCAAGGCGGAUGAGGAGUUCCUGGAGCAGGAGCUGGGCGGCAUGGACACAUUGGCAGUCACCCCCAGCGCAGCCGCAGCCGGAGCCGCCAGCGCGUUCAAAUCGUCCAUGUCCCUAGCCCGGAACAACUCAGGUCUGGGCGGCCUGGGCGCCGCCGGGCCGACGGCGGCGCCGCUGACGCGGCAGCCGUCAGACUCACCGAGCGCCGCGGCGCUGCCGGGAGCGGAGGCGAGUUCGGCGCCUACGGCGGCGGGGACACCGGAGCCAGGGGCGGGGCCGGGCGGGGCGGGCGCGCAAGGCGAGAGCAGCGAGGCGGCGGGGCCAGGGGCGGGGGGAGAGGCGUCGGUGGCGGCGCUGCCUGGGAUCGGGAGUGAGGUGACCGUGGAGGAUGCGGUGGUGGUUGCUGCUGGAGGGGCGGCGGAGGGAGCGGAGGCGCCGGGGCCGGAGAGGAAUGCUGCGCCGUCACCUGCGCCGGAGCCGUCCGAGCCACCGGGCGGGAGUUGAGGAAUGGUGCUAUGGCUGAGUAAAUUAACGCAGUGGGCGGCACAGCCAUUCAGGCUGUGAUUAGUUAUGAUGAUGGGGGGCAACCAGUUAAGAAAAGUGCGAGUGACUUUUGCCCCGACACCGGAUGAUGAUGAGCGGCCGAGGCUGAUUCUUGUAAGCUUUGUAAGCU